Messenger RNA from Pedinophyceae sp. YPF-701, 339 nucleotides. The record is from the annotation of a GenBank genome assembly. Lineage: Eukaryota; Viridiplantae; Chlorophyta; Pedinophyceae.
AUGCAGGCGGACGACGCGGAGGAGGAGGAGGUCGGCACCGCCGCCCUCGCGGCGGCCGCGGUUGGCCUCGUCGCCAACCCCCUGUGCUACUGGAGCGAGUUCACGCUCGCGACGACCGGCAGCGGUCUCCCGCCGGGCCCUGGCGGCGCGCUCGGCGCCGCUGAGGGCGUCUCGUACCUCGUUGUCGUCGGUAUCGUCGCCUGGUCGCUGUACGUCAAGGUGUCGACCGGCAAGGGCCUCCCCCCGGGGCCGGCAGGGCUCCUGGGCGCUGCGGAAGGUCUCAGCUACCUGGCUCUGCUCGGCGGGAUCGGAGCGUUCGCGUACACCUCGCUGACCUGA